This is a messenger RNA of Oncorhynchus gorbuscha (pink salmon), 7945 nucleotides long. Its product is annotated as mucin-5AC-like. Gene Ontology annotation, molecular function: protein binding. The record is from RefSeq and is a predicted model, not a curated record. Gene Ontology annotation, cellular component: extracellular matrix. Lineage: Eukaryota; Metazoa; Chordata; Actinopteri; Salmoniformes; Salmonidae.
GAAGAGUACCUGUUCAGGUGGACCAGGACGACUCGUUAGAAGAACCAUCAUGGCACUCCAAUGGGUGAAGCCGUGGAUCGCUCUGCUCUUCGGACUAUCUGCUGCACAUUCUGAGACUGUUAUGAUUCCAGACAUGACUUCCAUUGGGAGUCUAUAUGAUUCCAAACUGCAAAUCGUAUCAGCAGGAGUGAGUCCCACUCAUAACGGGCAGGUCUGCAGCACAUGGGGUAACUACCACUACAAAACCUACGAUGGAGACCUCUUCCAGCUGCCCUACACCUGUAACUACGUGCUGUCGUCAUUGUGUAAGAGCAGCAGCGGCUACGAGGCCUUUAACAUUCAGCUGCAGCGCGGGGAGGUAGAUGGGCUGCCCACCAUCACCAAGGUUUCUUUGAAGCUGGAUGGAACCUUCGUGGAGCUGGCCAACGGUAACGUCAGCGUCAACGGAUUACAGGUCACCAUACCGUUUGGUCAGUUUAACGUCUUCAUUGAGAGGACCGUUUCCUAUGUGAAGAUCACAGCUAAGCUGGGGUUAGUCAUCAUGUGGAAUGAAGAUGAUUCCCUCUGGGUGGAGCUGGACUCAAAGUUCCAGAAUCAGACAUGUGGGCUGUGUGGAGACUUCAACGGAGUCCAGAACGAGUUCAAUAGGAAUGAUGAUGAUCUGAAGAUAAUCGACUAUGCUGAUAUUUGGAAGAUGAAUGGCCCAACAGAAACCUGUACAGAAAUCCCUGUUCACACUGAGCAGUGUGAAGACCAGACCAAACUUUGUGAACAGCUUCUCACCAGUCUUGCCUUCAGUAGCUGUAAGGACCUGAUUGCCACAGACUCCUUCAUCAAGGCCUGUGCAGAAGACAUGUGUCACUGUGGCAACAGCAGCAGCAGUGUCACCUGCGCCUGUCCCACCAUGUCAGAGUACCCCCAGGAGUGGAAGACCGACCAGUUCUGCUUGGAGACGUGUCCUGUAAGCAUGCAGUACCAGGAGUGUGGUAGUCCCUGCACUGAUACCUGCUCCAACCCAAUGAGGAACCAGCAUUGUGAGGAACACUGCACCGACGGAUGCUUCUGCCCUGCUGGAACCGUGUUUGAUGACAUCACUCAGACUGGCUGUGUAGCUGUGAACCAGUGCUCUUGUCUCCACAACGGACAAUCUUACCAGCCUGGACAAUCAUUCUCAAGAACAUGCCACAAAUGUACCUGUAUCCAAGGCCAGUGGAGUUGUAUGGAUCUAGAUUGCCCUGCUACCUGCUCCAUAGUGGGAGGUUCCCACAUCACCACCUACGAUGGGAAUGCCUACACCUUCCAUGGAGACUGCUCAUAUGUCCUGUCCAAGCAAACCAACGAGACUGCUUUCACAGUCCUGGGUGACAUAGUGAAAUGUGGGAAGACGGACAUUGAGACCUGCCUAAGAUCUGUAACCCUGGUGACUCCAGAGUCCACGAUGAUCGUCAUCGAUGCCAGUGGAAGGGUCUUUGUCAACAAGAUGUUUUCUCAGAUGCCGCUUUUCAUGGCUGAUGUAAGGGUCUUUCAGCCCUCUACGUUCUACAUCGUUGUGCAUACCUCUUAUGGGCUCCGUCUAGAGGUCCAACUAACACCUAUAAUGCAGGUCUACAUCGUAGCUAGCAGUUCACAAAAAGAAAAAACCCAGGGUCUUUGUGGAGACUUUAACGGUGUCCAAGCUGGCGACUUCAGAACCAUCAAUGGACUCGUGGAAGGAACCGCUGUGACGUUCGCCAACACUUGGAAGACCAAAGCAAGCUGUCCUGAUGUGGCACAGAACUUUGAGAUCCCAUGCAGUCUGAGUGUAGAGAGCGAGAGAUAUGCCAAGCACUAGUGCUCAAUGUUCAAGAUGGUAAAGGGAAUAUUUUCCCAAUGCCACACUGAGAUCAACCCAAAUUACUACAAGGAAAUCUGUGUAUUUGACAGUUGUAACUGUGAGAAGGAGGAGUGCAUGUGUGCUGCGGUCUCUCAUACGUCCAUGCAUGUGCUGCUGCAGGCGUCCUGCUCAGUGGAUGGAGAAACACCACCUGUGUUUGGUGAGACUUGGUACAGUAACUGCCAAAAGUGCAUGUGUAAUGCUGACACACUGAGUGUCCAGUGUGAACCAGUGAAAUGUCCGCCCCAAGAUAUUGUUACCUGUAAGAAGUACGGUGAGGUGUUGGUCAACGAGACGGUGGACUGCUGUCAGAAAAAUACAUGUGUGCCCAAACCUGUUUGUGUCCACAACAAUACUGAAUACACGCUUGGGGAGUUUUGGUCGCCCCCUAGUGACCGCUGUGUGAAGUAUGAAUGCACGAAGACAAACAACCAGUUCAUCGUUGUGGAAUCCAAAUUGGAAUGCCCAGUGUUCCGUCCAGAGGACUGUGUCCCUGGAACUGAGAAAACUGAUGCAAAUGGAUGUUGCACAACCUGCACUUUAAUCAGUCACUGUGAUGUGAAGAACACCACCACCUACCUUGAGGUGAAUAACUGCAGGUCCUCUGUGCCGGUGGAAAUCUCAGCCUGCGGGGGAUCCUGUGGAACAUCUUCUAUGUACUCUGCAGAGAAAAACACCCUGAUGCACUCCUGCUCCUGCUGUCAAGAGAUGUCUACCAGUGAGAGGAAGGUGGAGAUGGUCUGCCCUGGUGGGAAGAAGAUCACGCAGUCCUACAUUUACAUUGAUAAGUGUGGCUGCCAUGACUCUGAGAACAGGAAGAGUACCUGUUCAGGUGGACCAGGACGACUCGUUAGAAGAACCAUCAUGGCACUCCAAUGGGUGAAGCCGUGGAUCGCUCUGCUCUUCGGACUAUCUGCUGCACAUUCUGAGACUGUUAUGAUUCCAGACAUGACUUCCAUUGGGAGUCUAUAUGAUUCCAAACUGCAAAUCGUAUCAGCAGGAGUGAGUCCCACUCAUAACGGGCAGGUCUGCAGCACAUGGGGUAACUACCACUACAAAACCUACGAUGGAGACCUCUUCCAGCUGCCCUACACCUGUAACUACGUGCUGUCGUCAUUGUGUAAGAGCAGCAGCGGCUACGAGGCCUUUAACAUUCAGCUGCAGCGCGGGGAGGUAGAUGGGCUGCCCACCAUCACCAAGGUUUCUUUGAAGCUGGAUGGAACCUUCGUGGAGCUGGCCAACGGUAACGUCAGCGUCAACGGAUUACAGGUCACCAUACCGUUUGGUCAGUUUAACGUCUUCAUUGAGAGGACCGUUUCCUAUGUGAAGAUCACAGCUAAGCUGGGGUUAGUCAUCAUGUGGAAUGAAGAUGAUUCCCUCUGGGUGGAGCUGGACUCAAAGUUCCAGAAUCAGACAUGUGGGCUGUGUGGAGACUUCAACGGAGUCCAGAACGAGUUCAAUAGGAAUGAUGAUGAUCUGAAGAUAAUCGACUAUGCUGAUAUUUGGAAGAUGAAUGGCCCAACAGAAACCUGUACAGAAAUCCCUGUUCACACUGAGCAGUGUGAAGACCAGACCAAACUUUGUGAACAGCUUCUCACCAGUCUUGCCUUCAGUAGCUGUAAGGACCUGAUUGCCACAGACUCCUUCAUCAAGGCCUGUGCAGAAGACAUGUGUCACUGUGGCAACAGCAGCAGCAGUGUCACCUGCGCCUGUCCCACCAUGUCAGAGUACUCCCGCCAGUGUGCUCACGCAGGGGGGAAACCCCAGGAGUGGAAGACCGACCAGUUCUGCUUGGAGACGUGUCCUGUAAGCAUGCAGUACCAGGAGUGUGGUAGUCCCUGCACUGAUACCUGCUCCAACCCAAUGAGGAACCAGCAUUGUGAGGAACACUGCACCGACGGAUGCUUCUGCCCUGCUGGAACCGUGUUUGAUGACAUCACUCAGACUGGCUGUGUAGCUGUGAACCAGUGCUCUUGUCUCCACAACGGACAAUCUUACCAGCCUGGACAAUCAUUCUCAAGAACAUGCCACAAAUGUACCUGUAUCCAAGGCCAGUGGAGUUGUAUGGAUCUAGAUUGCCCUGCUACCUGCUCCAUAGUGGGAGGUUCCCACAUCACCACCUACGAUGGGAAUGCCUACACCUUCCAUGGAGACUGCUCAUAUGUCCUGUCCAAGCAAACCAACGAGACUGCUUUCACAGUCCUGGGUGACAUAGUGAAAUGUGGGAAGACGGACAUUGAGACCUGCCUAAGAUCUGUAACCCUGGUGACUCCAGAGUCCACGAUGAUCGUCAUCGAUGCCAGUGGAAGGGUCUUUGUCAACAAGAUGUUUUCUCAGAUGCCGCUUUUCAUGGCUGAUGUAAGGGUCUUUCAGCCCUCUACGUUCUACAUCGUUGUGCAUACCUCUUAUGGGCUCCGUCUAGAGGUCCAACUAACACCUAUAAUGCAGGUCUACAUCGUAGCUAGCAGUUCACAAAAAGAAAAAACCCAGGGUCUUUGUGGAGACUUUAACGGUGUCCAAGCUGACGACUUCAGAACCAUCAAUGGACUCGUGGAAGGAACCGCUGUGACGUUCGCCAACACUUGGAAGACCAAAGCAAGCUGUCCUGAUGUGGCACAGAACUUUGAGAUCCCAUGCAGUCUGAGUGUAGAGAACGAGAGAUAUGCCAAGCACUGGUGCUCAAUGCUGUCAGAUAGUAAAGGAAUAUUUUCCCAAUGCCACACUGAGAUCAACCCAAAUUACUACAAGGAAAUCUGUGUAUUUGACAGUUGUAACUGUGAGAGGAGUGAGGAGUGCAUGUGUGCUGCGGUCUCCUCAUACGUCCAUGCAUGUGCUGCUGCAGGCGUCCUGCUCAGUGGAUGGAGAAACACCACCUGUGGGAAAUACUCCUCCAGCUGCCCUGACACGAUGGUCUAUGACUACACCAUGACCAGCUGUGACCGCACCUGUCGUUCACUGAGCCAGACAGACUUCACCUGCCAGUUAGACCAUGUGUCUGUGGACGGCUGUGGCUGUGCCGAGGGAACCUACCUGAACGACCAGGGAGAGUGUGUCCCUGCCUCUCGCUGCUCCUGCUACAAUGGAGGCACAGUAGUACCCCCUGGAGAGGUCACCAGGAUCUAUGGGGCUACAUGCUCUUGCAGACAAGGGAAAUUAAGCUGUACUGGAGAACAACAACAUUUAUCCUGUGAAGAACCAAUGGGUUUCUUCAACUGUUCUAGUGCAGGGCCCGGAGCCAAGGGCUCAGAGUGCCAGAAGAGCUGUCAAACACUAGACAGUCACUGUAUCAGUGCAGAGUGUGUGUCAGGCUGUGUAUGUCCUGAUGGUCUGCUGUCUGAUGGAAAUGGAGGAUGCAUCAAGGAAGACCUAUGUCCCUGUUCUCACAAUGGAGUCUACUACCAACCUGGACAUGUGCUCAAAGUAGACUGCAAUACCUGCACUUGCGAAGGCAGAAAAUGGCAGUGUACCGAUAAGCAGUGUGAUGGGAUGUGUGCCAUAUAUGGAGAUGGGCAUUUCAUCACUUUUGAUGAGAAAAGGUUCACUUUCAAUGGAGAUUGUGAAUACAUACUUACUCAGGACUACUGCAGCAACAAUCCAAAAGGUACCUUUAGAGUGAUCACAGAGAACAUUCCCUGUGGAACCACCGGCACCACCUGUUCCAAGGCCAUCAAGCUCUUCUUGGGGAGCAAUGAGAUCAUACUUGCAGAUGAAUCUGUAAAAGUGAUCAAACAAGAGAACGUGGUUGACGUACCAUACCAGGUCCACUCUAUCGGUCUCUAUGUUGUUGUUGAGGCUGAAAAUGGCCUGAUCCUCAUGUGGGACAAGAAGAAUAGCCUGUUCAUCAAACUCAGCUCUACCUUCCAGGGCCAAGUGUGUGGUCUGUGUGGUAACUAUGAUGGUAAUGGAAAGAACGACUUCACGUCCAGAAACCAGGAAGUGGUUGUUGAAGCUCUGGAGUUUGGGAACAGCUGGAAAGUGUCACCCAGUUGCCCCAACGCUGAUGUCAUAAAAAAUCCAUGCACUUUAAGAUCAUACAGGCAGUCCUGGUCUCUGAAACGCUGCAGCAUCAUCACCAGUAACGUUUUCUCAGCCUGCCACUCACAGGUGGACCCCACGCCAUUCCAUGAUGCCUGUGUGAGGGACUCGUGUGCCUGUGACACUGGGGGAGACUGCGAAUGUUUCUGUACAGCUGUAGCAGCCUACGCCCAGGCCUGUAACGAGGCAGGGGCUUGUAUCAAGUGGAGAACACCAGAUAUCUGCCCUCUGUUCUGUGAUUUCUACAACCCUAUUGGUGAGUGUGAGUGGCAUUAUAAUCCGUGUGGAUACCCCUGUAUGAAGACCUGCAAGAAUCCCUCAGGAACAUGCUCCAGUCAGAUCCCUGCACUGGAAGGUUGCUAUCCAAAAUGUCCUUCGGCCCAGCCUUAUUUGGAAGAAAGUACCAUGAAGUGUGUCAGUAAGAAGGACUGUGGUUGCUACGAUGGAGAUGGAACUCAUUACAACGAGGGAGAGGUUAUACCUUCCAAGGAGAACUGUCAGACAUGUCGUUGCUCAUCAACUGAGGUCAGAUGCAGCUAUGUGGUCCAAGCUUGUUAUUGUUUCUACAACGGCAGAACAUACCCUUAUGGAGCGACCAUAUAUCACACAUCUGACGGUGACGGGACCUGUAUUACUGCCACCUGCAAAGAGAAUGGAACUAUUGUCCGGAUUAUGAACCCCUGUCCCAGCACCCCAACUCCAACAACUACACCAAGUGUUACAACAACACAGAUAUCCACUCAAGCACCGACCACAUUUGUUUUCUCAACUCCUGCCACUACCCCAACAACAACAAGAACCCCUACCGCUACCCCCACAACAACCCUUACCACUACCCCCACAACAACCCCUACCACUACCCCUACAGCAACCCCUACCACCUCCACAAGCCCUUCCACUACGCCCUCAACAACCCCUACUUCACCAACACCCACUUCACCCACUACUACUCCACACUGCCUGACCAAGACUGUCUGUGAAUGGUCAGACUGGAUUAGCAAAUACUAUCCCUCUGUUGGACCAGAAGGAGGAGAUUUUGAAACCAUAGAAAAUAUAAGGAAAUCUGGAAUUAAUAUUUGUAGCAAACCUAAGGAAGUAGAAUGCAGAGCCAAAGACAACAUCUAUGUUCCUUUGGCCGAACUAGGUCAAAAUGUUGAAUGCAAUCCCUCAGUUGGACUGAUAUGCCACAACAAGGAUCAAGGCAUCCCACCAAUAUGCUACAACUACGAGAUCAGAGUCAGAUGUUGUGUUGAUGUUUGUAGCAAUGAGACAACUACCACCUUAGAAAGGCCCACAACAACCAUUACAACAUCAACAACUACCCCAACAACAACAACAACAACAGAAAGUCAAACAACAACUACCCCAACAACAACAACAACAACAGAAAAUCCAACAUCAACAACAACAACUUUGUCAACAAAAUAUUCCACAACAAGUGAAACAACAGAGGAAAUUACAACUGGUCCAGAACCAACAACAACCACAACAACUAUUACUCUGACAACAACCCCUUCUACUACCCCCACAACAACCCCGACAUCACCAACACCCACUUCACCCACUACUACUCCACACUGCCUGACCAAGACUGUCUGUGAAUGGUCAGACUGGAUUAGCAAAUACUAUCCCUCUGUUGGGCCAGAAGGAGGAGAUUUUGAAACCAUAGAAAAUAUAAGGAAAUCUGGUAUUGAUAUUUGUAGCAAACCUAAGGAAGUAGAAUGCAGAGCCAAAGACAACAUCUAUGUUCCUUUGGCCGAACUAGGUCAAAAUGUUGAAUGCAAUCCCUCAGUUGGACUGAUAUGCCGCAACAAGGAUCAAGGCAUCCCACCAAUAUGCUACAACUACGAGAUCAGAGUCAGAUGUUGUGUUGAUGUUUGUAGCAAUGAGACAACUACCACCUUAGAAAGGCCCACAACAACCAUUACAACAUCAACAACUACCCCAACAACAACAACAACAACAGAAAGUCAAACAACAACUACACCAACAACAACAACAACAACAGAAAGUCCAACAACAACAACAACAACAGAA